AUGUCGUCGGAUUAUCCGAAAUGUAGAUAUACUGGUGUAGAUAAUCUUGAGUUGAUUACUGAAACUAGACCUUCAAAUGUUGAAUUUAUCAAAUGCAAUUUUCUUCAAGGGUUACCAUUCGAGGACAACACCUUUGAUUUUGUUCUUAUGAGAUUUAAGAUACUGGAGUUCACAGAACAUCAAUGGGAAUCUUUUGUGGUCAAAGAGUUAGUAAGAGUUUUAAAGUCAAACGGGUGGCUCGAGCUAAUGGAACCUAACAUAGAAUUAUGUAACAUGGGCCCAUUAACAAAAAAAAUUAAUGAUACAAUUGUGACUAAAAUCAGAACAUUUAACAUAAAUACAAAUAUUCACCAACGAAUAGAAGAAUUUAUGAGAAAUACUAAUUUAUUGAUUAACAUUGAAAGUUUUGUUAAACGUGUACCUUGCGGAAGUUGGGCUGGAAAAGUUGGUGAAGCCGGUGCGAUUGUGUUGCGUGAUGGUUUUUUAAAACAUAUGGGAUUUAUAUUGAGCCAACAAAAUUCAAGUUCAAGCUCGAUCAUCAAUGAAAUAUUAAGCUGCAAUGAUAGUAAUCCCGUGUUUAAUAAUAACCGGCAACAACGCAAAGGAAGCAUCAUUGGUGGCCGUAGUGGUAUUGUUAAAAAUAAUAUUAAAUCAAAUAAUAAUGACGAUGAUGAUUCUAGAUUAAAAACAGUGUUAGAAAACUAUUUAAACGAAGCAAAUCUUUACAAAACAACUUUUGAUACUUUUCGAUUUAUCGGUCAAAAAAAAGUUACAUAA
Messenger RNA from Entrophospora sp. SA101, 777 nucleotides. NCBI's taxonomy places the organism in Eukaryota, Fungi, Glomeromycota, Glomeromycetes, Entrophosporales, Entrophosporaceae. The record is from the annotation of a GenBank genome assembly.